UGACCUGCCGGCAUCGCAGCGCGGGCACAUCAUCUGCCGGCAAGCAGUAAAUCCUCCCUUCUUCCUUCCCAGCUGCGCCGCAAAACGCGAGGAAAACAUGAAAUGAAAAUAUAGUAUUAAAAAAAAAGAAAAAAAGAAAAAAAAUUAUUUUGAGCAGCAGGGCCGGAGGACGGCGCGGGGAGGCCAGGUGCGCAGGGCUGCCUGCGCCCGGGGGCCGUGCGUGAGGAGCGGGGCCGGCGCUGCCGCCAUGGAACACAUCCGGAUGCCCAAGGUGGAAAAUGUUAGAUUACUUGAUCGUUUAUCUUCAAGAAGAGCUGUGGUGGGAACCUUGUAUUUAACAGCUACUCAUGUCAUAUUUGUGGAGAAUGGUUCUGAAACUCGCAAAGAAACCUGGGUUCUCCACAGCCAAAUUUCCUCUAUUGAGAAGCAAGCCACCACUGCCACUGGCUGCCCAUUACUGAUCCGCUGCAAGAACUUCCAGGUCAUCCAUCUGGUGAUCCCUCAGGAGCGAGACUGCCAUGACGUUUACAUAUCUCUGAUACGUCUGGCUCGACCAGUGAAAUAUGAAGAGCUGUAUUGCUUCUCCUUCAAUCCAAAAUUAGAUAAAGAAGAACGAGAGCAAGGGUGGAAGCUUGUGGACCUCAAUGAAGAAUAUAAUCGGAUGGGUGUUCCAAACAGCUACUGGCAGAUUAGUGAUGUAAACAGAGACUAUGGAGUCUGUGACUCCUAUCCUACAGAAGUCUAUGUACCAAAGUCUGCAACUGCACAUAUCAUAGUGGGGAGUUCCAAAUUUCGCAGCCGAAGGCGUUUCCCAGCUCUUUCCUACUACUGCAAGGGCAACAAUGCCUCCAUAUGUAGAAGCAGCCAGCCUUUAUCUGGCUUUAGUGCUCGGUGCCUUGAGGAUGAACAGAUGCUCCAGGCCAUCAGAAAAGCCAAUCCAGGAAGUGAUUUCAUAUAUGUUGUUGACACUCGGCCCAAACUCAAUGCAAUGGCAAACAGAGCAGCAGGGAAGGGAUAUGAAAAUGAAGACAACUACUCCAACAUCAAGUUUCAGUUCAUAGGCAUUGAGAACAUCCAUGUUAUGAGAAAUAGUCUGCAGAAGAUGCUUGAAGUUUGUGAGCUGAAAUCACCUUCAAUGAGUGACUUUCUGUGGGGCCUAGAAAAUUCUGGCUGGCUGAAGCACAUCAAAGCCAUUAUGGAUGCUGGCAUUUUUAUUGCAAAGGCUGUGGCUGAGGAAGGUGUGAGUGUGCUUGUUCACUGCUCUGAUGGCUGGGAUAGGACAGCCCAGGUUUGCUCUGUAGCAAGCCUUCUAUUGGAUCCAUAUUACAGAACUAUGAAGGGAUUCAUGGUGUUAAUUGAAAAAGACUGGAUUUCCUUUGGCCACAAAUUUAACCACAGGUAUGGCAACUUAGAUGGAGAUCCAAAAGAGAUAUCACCUGUUAUUGACCAGUUCAUCGAAUGUGUUUGGCAGUUAAUGGAACAGUUUCCUUGUGCCUUUGAAUUCAAUGAAAGAUUCCUCAUCCACAUACAGCAUCACAUCUAUUCUUGCCAGUUUGGGAAUUUCCUGUGUAACAGCCAGAAGGAGAGAAGAGAGCUGAAAAUCAAAGAACGAACUUAUUCAUUGUGGGCUCACUUGUGGAAAAAUCGUGCUGAUUACCUGAAUCCUUUGUACAGGUCAGACCACAGUCAAACCCAAGGGACCCUGCACCCACAGAUAGCUCCAUGCAACUUCUUGUACAAGUUCUGGAGUGGUAUGUACAACCGCUUUGAAAAGGGGCUGCAUCCUCGACAGUCAGUUACUGAUUAUCUAAUGGCAGUGAAGGAAGAAACUCAGCAGCUGGAAGAAGAGCUGGAAGUCUUGCAAGAGAGAUUGGCAAAUCUUCAGAAAUCACAAUCAGGUAAUAAUAAAGUGAAGAGUAAGCAACAAGAUCGAAGCAAACAGUUUGGACUGUAUACUUCCAACAACAGCUUAGCUAAUACUCCCCAGGAGUAUAGCAAUGAUCUGAAAUCAUUCCCAUCCCGGAGCCCUUCUCAAGGGGAUGAAGAUUCUGCCCUGAUUUUGACACAGGACAACUUGAAAAGCUCUGAUCCUGAUCUCUCAGCCAACAGUGACCAGGAGUCUGGCGUGGAGGACUUAAGCUGUAGGUCCCCAAGUGGGGGUGGCUGCUUGCCUAGUGAAGACAGUGGCAAGGACUCUGACGAAGCUGUAUUUCUGGCAGGCUGAAAUACCUGCAUGGCAGCAAGGAUCCAGAUGAUGUAAAAUCUUACACGGUCUGGAAUGACAUCUUUUAAUCAGGUGAAGAACGGAAGUGGUCUGUGGCCUACAGAAAUAAUCCAAAGAAAGGGAACUGUGCAAUUGUGUAAGUAAUAUCCAAGCAGAACAGGUUACUAUUUAUUUUAAGACAUUACACUAAAGAAAGGUAAUAUCUGCUGUUAUAGUUCAUUAAGCCAAUAUGGUGGUUGUUUUAUCAAUGCUGUAAAUAAUUAUUCCUUACUUUGUACAUUUCCAUAGUUAUUUAUUGGACAGCAUAAUAGUUCUUUUCCUAAGAUGUGAAAUUCCAAAGUACUGUCUUACACAAGGCUGAAAAUGCGUUACUGUUAGCCUCACUGGUGAAUCAGUCAAAAGUUAUUUUUGUAGAGUUCAUUUGCCUUCAGACAUAUUAUGUAUAUUCUUCACUUUUUUCUUCCCAAGAGGAUAGAACAAUUAUUUUUCAUAUUCUCCUACUAAUAUCCUUUACAGCAAAGUAAAAUAAAUGGACUCCCUGGCUCAGGGGACAAGGAUUUUUUUGAUCCUGAAAAAAACAAAUCCAUUACUAAGCAGUUGCUGCUGCUGCAUCUGAAUGCAUCCCAUUUGUACUCAAUUCUCAUCCAGUGUUGAAAGUUCAGUAUAUUCUGUGACCAAAACUUCAAGGAAUGUAACAAGCUCACACAGCCUUUGUGCUAAAACCCCCCUUUGUAACAAAAGGCACACGAGGCAGUUUACUCUUGCCUCUUUAUGUUUUGUUAUCAAGUUUGUUUAUAUCUUACCCUUGUUCCAAACCACCUACAUAAGACAUAAAGGUAAAAAUUUGAAGGUGAUAAAAUCCCUGAUUCUUCAGCCUAUUUUCCUACUUGAAAAUGUUUUAUUUGAGUGGGAGCAAGGUACAUACACAGUAGAGAGAAUAGGGCAUAUUGAAUCACUUACAGAAAUUACUUACAAAAAUAUCACUCUGAAUUAGUAAGUAAAUGAAAGCUAUGCCCACAAAGGAACCAUUACAGAGAAUAUUUCUUCCAUAUUUUGUUAUUAAAAAUAAACUAACCAUAACCAACUGGUGUUUUUUAUCCUCACACAAAACUUCCCUUUUAGUAUUUGUCAACCUGAACAGAGCAUGGCAAUACUAAUUUAAGAAAAGGACUGAUUCACUAUUCAUCAGAAAGUUUAAUCUCAUUUACGAAUUCAGAUAUUUUUAAGAAUAGGAGUAAGAAUAGUUUUCAUAAUCAGCAGUUCAGAAGUAAACAACUGGAAAAUGUUCAAAAUUUGGAAUGUCUUGAAACUCACUAAAAAGGUGGCCAGCCAUAUUAGGCUGUAACUCUUUCAAGUUUGGGUUUUUUUAGAAUUUUAUUUAAAGCCAGCAGUAAAAAUGUAAUUCAUAUGGCUGCUUUUACGUGCUUGAAGACAGUGCAAAAUUGAACUCUAGUAGAGCAAAGUGGUAGUAAUGUAAGUUUACUUAGAUUGCAUUUCACACUACUCCUUCAAGUACAGACCUUCAGAAAGAACUAUAUUAUAUAAAUAUACCUCAAUUUAGAACCAUUAGAUUUUAUUAUUCAGUCUGCUUUUCUGGAAUGGCUUUUCAUUUUGUUCUGUGAACAUGUUAUUAAAAGUGAAUAGGUAAACUUCAGUAUUAUUACUAUUCUCUGAAGGGAGCUGCUGUCUUUGAACAAAUAAUUCUUAACAGCAAAGUUUAUCUUAAUGUUAUAUUGGAAAGGCCAGAUUCUCAAUUUGAUAAAUCGCUGUAGUUCAUUCAAAUAAAAACAACAAUAAAUUAUAUUCUGUUGAGAAUCUAGCCUUCUGGUUUUUAAUCUUUAUGAAUUUUUAAUAAAUUAAAGCCCUGAUUUUAACUGCACUUUUAAAAGUGUUUUGUAUUUUGAACAUAGCCUGUAAACUUUAUGGUAUUACAGGAAACUUUGACUGGGUUUUCUCAAACUAAAGAAACAUGCUGCAAAGUCACAAUGAAAACAAAACACACAAAUAUUCUGCUAAAAAAUCAGUCUGAAAAUGGGCAAUGUUAUUGUACAUAUUUAAAAUGUAAAAUUGUAUAUGAUGACAUUGUGUUCGACUAGACAUGUAUAGAAAUAAAUGCAGAAGAGCAAGAUAUGCAGAUUCAAAGCACUGUCUUUGUGUUGCUUAUGCAACUCCUUGUAACUAACGUUACAACUAAAAUGUUAACAUAUUAACAUUUUCUUUACUGAGCCUUCACUUAGCAGCCCUCAGUGAUGUGUCUUUUAGUCCUUGGAGUUUUGCAUUAACUAUUGCUUACAUUGUACUGUAUGUAUUUGUGGCAUUAUCAGGCUAAUGAGAAAUACCUUCAAAUAAACAUUUAGGUGUUAUGAA
Passer domesticus (house sparrow) is the source of this 4591-nucleotide messenger RNA. It is a transcript of the gene MTMR7, whose product is annotated as myotubularin related protein 7. Gene Ontology annotation, cellular component: membrane; cytoplasm. Gene Ontology annotation, molecular function: phosphatidylinositol-3,5-bisphosphate phosphatase activity; phosphatidylinositol-3-phosphate phosphatase activity. The record is from RefSeq and is a predicted model, not a curated record. Gene Ontology annotation, biological process: phosphatidylinositol dephosphorylation. The transcript is spliced from 14 exons. NCBI's taxonomy places the organism in Eukaryota, Metazoa, Chordata, Aves, Passeriformes, Passeridae. The coding region runs from base 248 to 2224 and encodes 658 amino acids.